Triticum turgidum subsp. durum (durum wheat) is the source of this 1641-nucleotide messenger RNA. Lineage: Eukaryota; Viridiplantae; Streptophyta; Magnoliopsida; Poales; Poaceae. The record is from the annotation of a GenBank genome assembly.
AUGCUGAGGACAAAAUGGGAGAUGGUAUUGAGUUGUUUAGGCUCCAUGUUGGAGGAGAACCCUGCUCUUAGAUUGAUGAACCAUGUCCUAAACCUCAGCUAUGACGAUCUCCCUCAUGAUCUUAAGACAUGCAUGCUUUACUUUGUUACAUUUGCUGAGGAUUGUAUUAUUAAGAAGGACCAUUUGUUGAGGCGAUGCAUAGCAGAAGGCUUUGUCAUGGAAAUAGCUGGUCAGGAUCUAGAGGAAGUUGCUGAAGGAUUUUUCAAUGAACUGGUUAAUAGGAGCAUGAUUCAGCCUGCUUCUUUCGGUGAGGAUGGAGAGUUGACGUCUGUCCGGGUGCAUGAUCUAAUGCUAGAGCUUAUUACCUCAAAGUCCAGGCAAGAGAACUUCAUCACUGCAACAAUUGACCAGAACGCCAGGCCUGGGCCUUUGGAAAUUCGUCGCCUCUCCCUUCACUUCAGCAAUGCAGAAGAUGACAAUAGUGUUCUGAGAAGCAUGGAACUCAGGCAAACUCGAUCGCUCAUCUUUUCAGGCAUUGUUCAAGACAUACCUUGUCUACGAAAGUUUGAACUUCUCCGGGUCAUGGAUCUCGAUGUUAACUUUUCCAGGAAUACUUCAUGUGACCUGACUGGUAUAUGCAGACUCUUCUUACUCAGAUAUUUGAGGAUCAGAGGUAAUUCCUUAAUACUGCCUGAUCAAAUAAGAACCCUGAAACAUCUGAAGACACUGGAAUUAGAUGGCCACCUUCUCGAUGUUCCGUCGGAUGUCUUCGAGUUGAAGUCUUUGUCGCAUCUGAUUGUUCCUGGCAAUGCUGACCUGCCUGACGGAAUGGGUGAUAUGAGAGCUCCCCGCACUUUGCGGGCCUUGGAUAUUGCAGGGUGUCCCAUGGAUAGGCUUCGAGCUCUCGGCGAGCUAACCAAUUUAAGAGAUCUUCAACUAAGCUACCAGAUACAUAGUGGUGACAAAAAGCAUGAUGCAGAUCGUAAGGAAGCUUUGGUAACCUCCCUGGUCAAGCUUGGAACUAGCGGCAAUCUCCGAUCCCUGGCUUUCUCUCAUUAUUCAUGGUGCGUUCCAGAAGACGUACUGAGCCACUGGGAACCUGCUCCACGUAGUCUCGAGAGGCUUCAUCUGUUGACGUGCCCUUUCAGUGCAGUUCCACGGUGUAUUGCAUACCUUGAUAGCCUCACCAGUCUGCGGCUUCACGUUACCAAGCUCCGGAACGAUGGGAUGGAGAUUUUCGGGAAGCUACCGUCCCUUGUAGACCUUCAAAUUUCUGCUCUGUCGGUCCACGAACAAAGAGUCACCAUCCCUGCUGGGCUGUUUCCUGCAAUAAGGAACUUUGUAUUCCAUCAUGGUAAGCCAUGUCUAGAUUUUGAACCAGGGGCUAUGCAGAAACUCCAAAAGUUAUCGCUCGAAUUCAGUGCUUCUGAAGUGGAGAAGUGUGAAGAUUUACCUUCUGGCAUCGACCAUCUAACAGGCCUCAAUCAAGUGUUUGUAUGUCACAGGUCCGUCUCCAUAAGCUCAAAUGUUAUUGAGCACCAUAUGAAGACCAUCAUUGGCAAGCACGCUGGCUAUCCGAGUUUUGAAUUCAAAGCACGAAGCGCAAUUGGAGACAUUAUGAGAGACUCCGGCCUGGAAUAA